UGACGCGCCGAGGGGGCGGGGCUUGAGCACCCCAGAACCCGAGGCUCUUAAGAUGGCGGCUCCUAAGGAGGGUGUCUGGCGAGGUCGGCGGUUGCGCGAGGGACCGAGAAGCUGAGUGGCUUCGGCCACCGACAUGACUCGGGCCGGUCGGGCGAAAAUGCAAAACCUAAGAAACUGUUGGGCUGAUGAAUUUCUAUAAUAUAUUCUCAACAUUGUGAGAUUGACAAUGGAUAAAUGUAAGCAUGUAGGCCGACUGCGGCUUGCUCAGGACCAUUCAAUUGUGAAUCCUCACAAAUGGCAUUGUAUGGUAUGCAAUACUACAGAAUCUGUAUGGGCCUGUCUCAGUUGCUCUCAUGUUGCUUGUGGAAGAUAUAUUGAAGAACAUGCACUAAAGCACUUUCAGGAAAGCAAUCAUCCAGUAGCAUUGGAAGUAAAUGAGCUGUACAUUUUUUGCUACCUUUGUGAUGAUUAUGUUCUUAAUGAUAACACAACUGGUGACAUAAAACUUUUACGAAGUAUAUUAAGUGCAAUCAAGAGCCAGAAUUAUGACUGUACUACUCGGAGUGGUAGGAUUUUGCGAUCUAUGGGCAUAAGCGAUGAUCUUUCACAUAAUAAUGCUCAAGCUUUGCUUCGAAGUCAAGACCGUAUGUUCACAGCCCUGUGGCACAGGAGGCAUGCAUUAAUGGGCAAAGUAUUUAGAACUUGGUUUGAACUAACACCAACUGGGAAAAGGAUUUUAGAAGAAGAUAAGCUGUGUGAACAGGCAGAAGAAAGACGAGUCAAUGCUAGGAAGAAAAGAGAAGAGCGGAAACGUCAAUUGAAGGAGGAAAUGGAAAAAAUACCACCAAGGAAAAGCUUUCGCUUGCAAAAACAAAACAAAGAAUCUUCAGUCUGUGCACUAAAAAUGCCACAAAGUUUGGGCUCUGAUAUAGAGCUGAAAGUAACAGCUACCUCAGAUGAUGCAAAGUUAAAAAAAAGUAAUGACUCUCCAGCCAAACGAAGAUCUACUAUGACUCCUGGUGUGACAGGACUACGAAACUUGGGAAAUACUUGCUACAUGAACUCUAUUCUUCAGGUAUUGAGUCAUUUGUUCAUAUUUAGGGAAUGUUUUUUAAAGCUUGAUUUAAACCAAACACAAGAGUUGUUAGCAAUUGGAGCCAGUGGCAAAACAAGAUCAUCUACAAAGCAGCCUCUGUCUGCUAGCUUUGAUGUUCAAGAACACAAAACCUUUGGAAAGCACCAGACAUUUUCCACAAGGCGAUUUAGUACAUCAUCUGGUUUAAGUGGUGGUGGAUCAAGUAAUAGAAAUAUGGAACUUAUUCAGCCCAAGGAACCAAGUUCAAAGUACAUUUCUCUUUGUCAUGAAUUACAUACUUUGUUUCAAGUUAUGUGGUCUGGCAAGUGGGCAUUGGUGUCUCCUUUUGCCAUGCUCCAUUCUGUGUGGAGAUUAAUCCCAGCCUUCCAUGGUUAUGCCCAACAAGAUGCUCAGGAAUUUCUUUGUGAACUUUUGGAUAAAGUCCAACAAGAAUUGGAGACAGUUAGAUCAAAAAGCCCGACCCUCAUUCCAGCUUCUCAAAGGAAACUCAUUAAAAAAGUUUUGAAUGUGGUCAACACUAUUUUUCAUGGACAGCUUUUAAGUCAGGUAACAUGCCUUGCAUGUGACAACGAAUCAAAUACUGUAGAGCCUUUCUGGGACUUGUCAUUGGAAUUUCCUGAAAGAUACCACUGCAAUGGGAGAGAGACAACCUGUCAGUAUCCAUGCUUGUUGACAGAGAUGUUGGCCAAAUUUACAGAAACUGAAGCUUUAGAAGGGAAGAUAUAUGCCUGUAACCAGUGCAACACAAAACGAAGAAAAUUUUCUUCUAAACCUGUUCUACUCACAGAGGCACAGAAGCAGCUUCUGGUGUGCCACCUACCUCAGAUUCUGCGGUUACACCUUAAGCGAUUCAGAUGGUCAGGACGCAAUCAUCGUGAGAAGAUUGGUGUGCAUGUCAACUUUGAUGAGAUACUAAACUUGGAACCCUAUUGUUGCAGAAAAUCUCUAAAAUCCCUUGUGGCAGAUUACUUUAUUUAUGAUUUGUCUGCUGUUGUGAUGCAUCAUGGGAAAGGAUUUGGUUCAGGACACUACACUGCCUAUUGCUAUAAUUCAGAUGGAGGGUUCUGGGUACACUGCAAUGAUUCCAAGCUCACCAUGUGCACUAUGGAAGAAGUAUGCAAGGCCCAGGCAUAUAUUUUGUUUUAUACCCAACGAGUUACUUUAAUGAAUGGACAUUGGAGAAUGUCAAGUCUUGAUUCACCAUCUGGAAAACAGGCAAAUACUGAAGUUAAUGGCUCCAAUGUGAAAAGUAACAGCUAAUUCAAAGCCAAAUUGCUACGUACAGGAUAAGUCUGAAUUGUCACUUGGGCAUGUAUUUAGGCAAGUAAGCGCAAUAAUAUACUAAAUCUGCUUUCUGGAGCCAAACUCUAUUACAUGUUCAGAUCUUUUAUACCUUUUAAACUCAUUCAUGACAGUAACUUCCCAAGUUACUAGCAUAUAUAUAUAUACUCUGUGUGUGUGUGUGUGUGUGUGUGUAGCUAUUGUUAAGAGAAAAUCUUCCAUUUGAAUCUUUAAAUUUUACCUCAAGCUGUUUUUCAGCAUUUUAGUAUUUUGAAGUAGGAAACUUAGAUGAGGAAUAUGGGUGGGCAAAUUCUAGACUAUUUUUAAAUUAAAAGCUGUGUUUUAUACUAGUACUAGCAGUUCUGUGGAUCUUGUCUGCAGGAAUCUGUCUUGUUUUCAUGAUUAAAAGAUAUGAUGGUAACAAAUGUGUUUUUCUUCUGGCCAUUUAAAAUGUUCUCUUUCUUCUGUAUCCAAAGAGUUUGAGUAGUACAAUACUUCUCACAUAUUAAAGCUCUAAAUCAUUAGAAAGAUCAGUAAGAACAUUAGAAUAUUAUCAUUUCCCUAGCCUAUUUAUUGCUUCACUCCAGGAAUACUGAACUAAAUGGAAACCUGUGAGGAAGGUGUAAAUGGCAAUAAUAAUUGCAAAAAAACAGAGCUCAUAGGUUUUCUGCCAGAUUCUGUAUCUAAUCUAUAGAUAGGUAGUCCUUGGCUUACAACCAGUCACUUAGUGACUGAAGUAAUGACAGACCCCCCUUCUGGAUUUGAAGUUCUUACAGUCCCAUUCCCCCCACCCCAAUAGUCAACAUGACUGCAAUUUAUGAUGUUUGUUGCCAGAAACCUGUUUUCUACUGGUUCUGUAAAAAAUGCCCAUUGUGGACAAUGAGUUUGCUUAACAACCAUGGUAAUUUGCUUAAUGAUCACCUCAAAACUAUGUACAAUUGGGUUUAUUGCGUGAUGACCUGCUUAAUGACCAUGACUUAUACUUUAAUUCCAAGGUCAGCUAUGAUCAUAAGUUGAGGAAUAACUACUCUGAUCUGUGACUUGCCAUAGUAAAAUCCAUGGAAGAUAAUAACUCUACUUUUGAUUUUUGCUAUAACAUCUGGAAACAUGGUUGUUUUUGUUUAGUAAGGUUUUACAGUACAGAUGUAUCAGUCAUGUUAUCAACAUAGCAUAGAGUAAUUUUCCUAAAUGCUGUUUAUAGUUUCUAUUGGAAAACAAAAAUUGAGAACAUUGCUCUGUACAUAUUAAUGAAUUUUUAGCCUAGGGUGUUCCCUCCUAUCUAAAUUUAAAGCCCUUUGUGUUCAAUUUUCUUUGGAGUGCUUCAAUUUCAGUUGCUCCUUUAUGUUCAUUUAUCCAAUGCAAAACUGCAGCAUAGGCUAGCUUUGGUAAUUAAGAGGGUCGUUCUGAGCAAAUUGGAGGGAAAAUUAGGUUAUGUCUAGAUUGCAAUACUGUUCGUUGUUCAUACUACUGCAACAAUGAUGCUCAAAUUAAUAUUCUCCAGAACAUAAAAAAAACAUCCAAAAUUGCCUUUAACUUUUUGUCCUAAAUAUGAAGUUAUCUGAACUACAGUUCUCUCAAAUUGUGGAAUUCAAAAAAUUUUCUCCAUGAUUUGGAGAAACCAUUCUCAUCUUUUGUGAAGUAUCCUAUGCAAAAAAGUCUUAAUGGCAAGAAAGGCUGCUAAUACCAUACAUUCGUAUACAGGAACAUUCACUUGGGAAAUAAGCACUCGAGCCUUCUUACCAUUUCUUCUGAAAACAGGUUUGCAAAAAUGACUUUAGAUAUAGUUUAGAUUACAUAGAAAUCUAUUUUAAUUCUUUAUAGGAAACUUUUAAGAAUCAAGUUAGCACUCUUGAAUAACUGAUUUCUUGCCACAGAAUAGAUCCAUAGAAAGCCAAACCCAGGAAGUGUAAUACAGAGGGUCUUUGUCCAAGUUACAGUAAUAAUUACAUUGAAUCUCAUUCUUAGAUUAAAAUAUUUGCUUUGGAUAUCUUAUAGUGGUUAAUUAUGCCUUCCUCUGCAUGUUUCAUGUUACUGGCUAUUGUUUGCAAGGCCAGCCUACUCCAGCAGAUACCUUUUUCUUUUCCAUGUAUUAUUUUCUGCAUCACGCGAGGUAGCAAAAUAUAUAAUAAUUCAGUCUUCAGAACACAGUGGUUCAAGUAAAAGACACAUGGUAGAGCAAGCACACUAAAGAGCAAGUUAUUUGCAGGCAGAUAACAUUACAAAUUUAGAGGGCAAAAGUUCUGUUUUUACCACUUUAAAAGAUGCACAAGAUUAUCUGUAAAUAAAAUAAUGUGAAAGAGGAACAGAACAGAAAUAGAAGAUAUGAAAAAGAAGGAUUUAGUAAGAAAUUAAAAGGACUGAGGAAAAUCUCAAUAGGAAUAAUACAAUGAACAUAAAAGACAUUUACAAUGCAUCGGAUUUCACUUCCACCCAUGCUGAAUUUAUAUUCUGUGACACAGAUUUAAUCUUUUAAAAGAAGCCCUAGUGUCUGUCUGUACAAUCAGUUCAGGUAGUUCUUUUUAGCCUGUGCUUUAACAUUUAGGUUAGCAUAAAUUCCAAAUAUAAAACAUUUCUUUUUAUAUGCUUGCCAAGAAAGAGUUUCACCUUUCUAAGCUUAAGUAAUACAAGUAGCGACAAUAGAUAUUUUAAUUUCAAAGACCUGAUUGGUUUCUCUGUUGCAAAAAAAAAAAAAAAAAAAAAAGAAAGCUAUGGUGUAAAGGAAAGGCUUCAGCUUUCAUGAAAACCUAAAGUCAAAAAUAGCAUGCUUAUUGUUUAUACUUUGUUUUUCAAAAAGUCUUAAACAUAGUGCUGAUUGUUCAGCUGUUUCCAGUUCUAUUUUUCUUUGUAGUAAUACAUACAAAUAUUAAAACUUCUUCAUUUGGACACAUAAGGCCAACACUGAAAGCUGAGUGCAAAUCUUGUAACAGAUACUUCAUUCUAAAUUCCUACUAUAUUUCUCUUAUCCUGGUAUCCUCUUGUUUCUAUUUUUCUUUCUCCUUUUUCCCUAGGAAUUAUGCUUGAUUUCUCAUCAGUUCUCUCCAAGAUUUGUGAAACUUUUUGCAGUACAAUAAGCCAUAUCCCAGCAGCCUGCUGAUUACAACUUGCUUGCAGUCUUUUACAUGUAUACUUUUUCUAACACAAACAAUAAGAGCUCAAUAUUUAAAAUAUUCUUUUAGUGUCUACACAAACAUGGAAAGUUAUUAAAACUGAAGUAUCCUUUCUGGGUUCUUAAGAAUUCAGCAUUAUGUAUUUUUAAUUGCAAUAACCAAGAUUAUUGCUUGGCAAAGCUAUAAUAUACUUAGCAGCUUCAAAAUGCCCAAAUUAAAUAGUACUGCAAGUAAGAAAUCUCUUAAAUAGUUCAUACAAUACUUUAAUAAGCCCUGCAAUUACUACAUCGUAGCUUUACCAACAUAUUUAACAAUUUUAACCUUUGGAUCAACUAUUAAAUGUUCUAUUAAUCAUAUAUGCAAACAUUAUAAGUUGAUUUAAUAUUCCUGGUUUGAACAGAACAAAAAGCAUUAUGCUUCAAACUUUUUAUAUGUUAAGAAUAGAAUGAUUCUGUGUGAUUUUGAUUCGCUUCAGCCAUACUGCAUAGGAGAUGAACUACUUGUAUCAAGCCUUUAUAAGUAAAAAUUUCUAAUAAAUUAAAAAAUAUAGAAGCUCACACUGUAGUUAAUAUAAAUAGCCUGAUAUAGAACAGGAAUAUCAACACUAGCUAGUGUUUAUCAUACAGGAAUGGCAGAGAAUAAACAUACUAGCCUAUUUCAGUGGUAGCCUCCAAAAUUCACUGAAUAGAUCCCACACUUGAAAUUUGAGAGGGUUUUAAUAAGCAAUACAAUAAGCAGCACUGUACUAUUUUAAUAAGCAAUACAGUGCCCAAAAAAAUAAAAUGACCUUUGAGUUUGAUUCCAGGUAACAUCAUGGAUACACCAUUGCAAUUCUCUAUAUUGCACACCACUGCAGUUUUCUAAAAAUACUAUAGAGAUAUUUACACUGGUUUUUUAAAAAAUUCCAAGUCUAAGCCUUGGAUUUACCAUAUGUUGCCCCUUCAGUGCUGCUUAAUUAAUUUUGCAACCAGGUCAAGCAGCUGCAAAAUUCCCUCAAAUUCUAUGCCAGCCCAUCAUGAUUCACCAUUUAUUUCUCUUAAAGCCCUUGUACGGUUAAAAAAGGUACAGCAUUUCAUUGCAAGAAAAAUGACCAGUCCUAGCCCACUCUCAUUAUAUAAAGCAUAUCAGAAAGAAAACCCAGUAAUUUAAUUCGAAGCAAAAUAAGGAAGCAAAAUAAACAUGUACACAAUGUAAUUGAAAACUAAACCAUGAUUUGUAUUUGCUUGCUGUGCUUAUACUGGAAACUUUCUUAACAGCAGGUGGGUUAAUGGGAGAGACUUUCCAGUGUGUUACUGCCUUGGAUUGUGACACUUUUAAAAACUAUUUGAAUUUAUGAUUUAUUGAUUUAUUAAUAAAUUCCAGGCAGU
Crotalus tigris (Tiger rattlesnake) is the source of this 6851-nucleotide messenger RNA. It is a transcript of the gene USP44, whose product is annotated as ubiquitin specific peptidase 44. Gene Ontology annotation, molecular function: zinc ion binding; cysteine-type deubiquitinase activity. Bases 227 to 2356 code for a protein of 709 amino acids. Gene Ontology annotation, biological process: protein deubiquitination. The record is from RefSeq and is a predicted model, not a curated record. The transcript has 6 exons. NCBI's taxonomy places the organism in Eukaryota, Metazoa, Chordata, Lepidosauria, Squamata, Viperidae. Gene Ontology annotation, cellular component: cytoplasm.